Molecule: messenger RNA, 1113 nt
Organism: Exaiptasia diaphana
Lineage: Eukaryota; Metazoa; Cnidaria; Anthozoa; Actiniaria; Aiptasiidae
Product: nodal modulator 1-like
Exons: 13
Coding region: 16-1113 (365 amino acids)
Cellular component (GO): endoplasmic reticulum membrane
Molecular function (GO): carbohydrate binding
Source: RefSeq, a predicted model, not a curated record
GUGAUAUUCAAAGUUAUGAUUUUUUACCCCCACAGGGUUGGYCCACUUCAUGGUGGCAUAGAAUACAAUAUGGAAGCCCAUAAGAGUGGUUUUAUUAUCAAUGCAGUGWCUGGUAAAAAAGGUCACUUUCAAGCUUUUAAACUGGGAGAGAUUCAAAUCAUAGUCACAGAUGGGCAUGACAACCCAUUGCCUGAUGUACUGUUAUCACUCAGUGCUGGACAGUUUCGUAGUAACAACCUCACGCAAGAUGAUGGUGUGAUUAUAUUUCAAAGUCUGGGUCCUGGAGARUACUUUUUCAGGCCAAUGUUAAAAGAAUAUACCUUCGAGCCUGCAACACAAAUGAUAAAAGUGGAAGAAGGAGCUUCUGUGCAAGUAAAAGUCAAAGGAAAAAGGGUUGCUUUCAGCUGUUAUGGUACAUUGGCAUCUCUGAGUGGUUUGCCAGAAAAGGACAUUGCAUUGGAGGCUGUUGGUCUUAAAAGUUGUGAAGGAAUGCAAGAAGAAACAAGGUCUGAUAAAGAUGGUACAUUUAGACUGAGAGGCUUGCAGCCUGGUUGUCCGUAUCGUGUUCGUGUAAAGACUGGAGAAAGUAAUCCUGCUAUAGAAAGGUCAUCACCAAGUCACACUGAUAUACAGGUUACCAAUGGUGAUAUAACAAAUGUCAACAUUAUAGCAUUUCGUAAACUUAAUCAGUUUGAUAUUACUGGUACUGUGAACACAGAUCAACAACAUUUAAAUACACUUAAGGUUCUGCUCUUCAAAGAAAGUAAUCUAGACUCAGCUGUUUUAACAACAACUGUUGGAAUUGCAAGUUAUUUCCAAUUUCCUCCAGUUCCUAAUGAUGGCCAAGUCUACAUUAUUCGUCUAGNACAGUAUUUGACGCUUGACUUGCCAGAAUCAAGUACAUGUAUAACAGCUACAGGGGUCAGAAGUCAUGUAGCACUGAAGUUUGAUCCUCAAAAUUCCCAAGGUUCUUUGCUAGCUCUUCCUGUUUUAGUAGUAUUGGUAAUAAUGGCCAUGAACUAUGAUAAGGGCCAUCACGGACUCCACAAAAUGGCCGGUCGUCCAGCGAUGACCCUGGCAAACAUUGAACUAAGGCGCUUUGUGAUUGGCUGA